UUCUGGUGUCGUUUGUGAAGGGGUGGAGCCGUUGGGGAGGAGGGUCGGCAGGGAAAGACGACUAAAGACAGGUCUCCCUACACCGGUCCAGGGGCCACAUUUGCAGCGUGCCCUUCUGUCGAGAACCUGCUCCGACGUCAGGCCGAGGCCAACCGUGUGCUGCGGAAAUGGGCUCUGAGCUGGAGACUGCCAUGGAGACCCUCAUCAACGUGUUCCAUGCCCAUUCGGGCAAGGAAGGGGACAAAUAUAAGCUGAGCAAGAAGGAGCUGAAAGACCUGCUACAAACCGAACUCUCUGGCUUCCUAGAUGUCCAGAAGGAUGCAGAUGCUGUGGACAAGGUGAUGAAGGAACUGGAUGAAAACGGAGAUGGGGAAGUAGAUUUCCAGGAGUAUGUUGUGCUGGUGGCCGCUCUCACAGUGGCUUGUAACAACUUCUUCUGGGAGAACAGUUGAGCACACAGUCGGUGGGCUGCGCCCUUCCUUUCCAACUUGUCAAGACUUUAGCCUGCUUGCUCCCCAGCCCACCUGUACCUCCCUAUGUCCCCAUCCUGCCCAGUAUCAACAUGCACCAAGGGCGCAAGAGUAGCAGUCUAGAUCUGCCACUUGUUUUAAUAAAGCCUUCUCUCUCACCAACUGUCAA
Molecule: messenger RNA, 639 nt
Organism: Grammomys surdaster
Lineage: Eukaryota; Metazoa; Chordata; Mammalia; Rodentia; Muridae
Gene: S100a1
Product: S100 calcium binding protein A1
Exons: 3
Coding region: 168-452 (94 amino acids)
Biological process (GO): regulation of heart contraction
Cellular component (GO): sarcoplasmic reticulum
Molecular function (GO): calcium ion binding; S100 protein binding
Source: RefSeq, a predicted model, not a curated record